AUGGCAUAUGCGGCUGGAGUUUACUCAGUGACCCUCAUUUUAUUCAUCACAUGGCUGUUAAUGAAGGCAGAAAUAGAAGUUUGCAAGAAGGGAGUCGUAACUGUGAGUCCCGCCCGCACAAUUUUGUUGGGAUCCACGGUCAAUAUUUCAUGUUCUUUGAAACCCAAAGAAGGCUGCUCACGCACUUCCGAUUUCCAAAAGUUAACCUUCUACCAAAAUCACAUUCGGAUUAACUCUCUGAAGAGCCACUUGCUCAGCAUUCAAGUCUCCAAUCUCCCCCUUGGAACAACCGUGUUCGUGUGCAAGGUCUCGUGCAGCGGCCAUAUGGAGAGUCAAGUGUGCGGGGCUGACAUCUCUGCUGGAGUCACUCCAGAGCAGCCCCAAAACCUCUCCUGUAGUCAGCUCGGAGAGCUCGGGAACGUGGUCUGCACCUGGGAUAAAGGAAGAGACACCCACCUGUACACCGUGCACACCCUUCGGUUGAUGGGGCCAAACAAUCUAAAUUUGGAGAAACAAUGUGCUCCGUAUCAUGAUGACUUGGAUCUUGGACUAAGCCUGAGCUCAGCUUCUCCCGAAGCCAAUUACACAGCCAAAGUUGUUGCUUCGAACAGCCUGGGGAAUUCUUCUUCCCUCCCGUUGGUGUUCUCCUUUAUGGACAUAGUGAAGCCUCUUCCUCCGAGUGACAUCAGAGUUAACUUUCCCAGUUUGUUGGCCAACUUCUGUACCUUGCAAUGGCAGGACCAAGGGCUAGUGGUGUUGAAUCGCCUCCAGUUCCGGCCGGUCCAUGGGAGCACCUGGAAAACGGUUCAUAUCGCUAAUUCUGGAGGAAGAUACAAUCUGUACGACCUGAAACCAUUUACAGAGUAUGAAUUUCAGAUUUCCUCCAAGCUACAUUCAGUCAAAGGAAGGUGGAGUGACUGGAGCAAAUUACUGAGAACUCGGACUCCAAAAGAAGAACCGGUUGGAAGGUUGGACGUGUGGUACACGACAGAUGACCUAGAAGGCGGCCUACAGAAUAUCUCUCUGUUUUGGAAGAAUACAAGUGUGUCGGAAGCGAGGGGGAACAUCCUUGGGUACCAGGUGACUGUCCGGGAGGGGACCAGGAACAGCUCGGCCGUGCCCCCUCCCCUGAAGGACUUUACCCAGCACACUCACUUUGCUGUGGUUGUGCCCCAGAAGGACUAUGCCGUGGCUGUCUCUGAAGUGAACUCAGAAGGAAGCACCUCUCCCACCUGGACCUUCAUCCCCCAUCAGCCCCGCAAAGCUCCUCAAAACAUCUCGGCUAAACCUCAGGGGACAGGUGGCAUCAGGGUGACUUGGGAGCCUCCUCGUGAAGCCGCCACCUCAGUCAAGGAAUAUUUGGUGGAAUGGAGGGAACUCAACACAGGCAGCAGUGUGUCCUCCCCCAUCAAUUGGAACCGGCUUCCCACUGUCAACACGAUGGCCGUGAUAGCAGAACACGUAAAACCCCACCUGUGUUAUCAGAUCCGCCUGUGCGCCCUGUGGGGGGACGGAGCCAGCUGCGCCAGGACCUGGGCUGACCUGAGCAGUAAAGAACCGCUGACUGGCCCCCAUGUCCGUAGUGCCACAGCCGGGAAGGGAACAGCAUUUGUUACCUGGGACGAAAUCCCUGCCCAGGACCAAAGGGGCUGCCUCCUUCAUUACAAGAUCUACCUGCAGGAGCUGCAUUCCCAGUCCCCAUCUCACAUCUUUGAAAUUCCCUAUGAGGUGGCAAACACUUCAAAGCUGAUCAGAGGCCUCAGGCCUGGAGUCACUUACACGUUGUGGAUGACGGCCUCCACAGCAGCAGGAGAGGGCCCCCGAGGGACCGAGAGGCAGCUUUCCCUGGAAGGGGCUCCUGGUUGGAACGUUUUGGUGGUGCCGGUUGCCGUGGUCCUCAUCACACUGGGGAUUUUAUCCAGGCCUCGAAUUCGAGCAAAACUGCUGUCUGUCUUCUCUGCCCUACAACCCCAAGAGAUUCCAGACCCAGCAAACAGCGUAUGGGCCAAGAAAUAUGCCAUCAUGGAGGAUGAAAUGAAGCUCCAUUUUGAAAGUCUCUCAAACAACUGGACCAGUUCUGAAGAACCUGAAACUCUUGAAAUCAAAGAAGUUCUCCAAAAACCAGCCCCAGCCCUCCUGGAGACACAUCCCUCUCAUUGGCCAAGAGAUCACAACCUCCAGGAGCCCGGUAGAGAAAGCUGGCUUCCAGCUCCCAAAUCCUUCAAAGUUGGGGCAGAAUGUGAUGCCUGCCACCCCUCCCCACCAGGGUCAUGCCAGGCUGAGAAAGAACAAGUGGCUGAUCUGUACAGGGUGAUGGGAUCUGAGGGACCAAAGGCGAAAGAGCCAGCCAGCCUCCUUAAGGACAUGCCAGCGGGCCACCUGCCUGCCAAUAUAGAUUACUUACCUUCCAACCUGGAUUACCUGCCUUCCGUUGCUGCUGACCCUCUAGAAGACAGUCUGUCUCUCUGCAUCUUUCCAAAGAGCUCUUUUCACCCUUUCAUCCAUGGGGAGAAGCUGACCCUGGACAGAGUCAAGAUUGUCUCUGGGCCCAUUACCCACUAA
Trichosurus vulpecula (common brushtail) is the source of this 2562-nucleotide messenger RNA. RefSeq names its product interleukin 12 receptor subunit beta 2 (gene IL12RB2). The coding region runs from base 1 to 2562 and encodes 853 amino acids. NCBI's taxonomy places the organism in Eukaryota, Metazoa, Chordata, Mammalia, Diprotodontia, Phalangeridae. Gene Ontology annotation, molecular function: cytokine receptor activity; cytokine binding. Gene Ontology annotation, biological process: cytokine-mediated signaling pathway. The record is from RefSeq and is a predicted model, not a curated record. The transcript has 15 exons. Gene Ontology annotation, cellular component: external side of plasma membrane; signaling receptor complex.